This is a messenger RNA of Megalops cyprinoides (Indo-Pacific tarpon), 2770 nucleotides long. RefSeq names its product chloride channel 6 (gene clcn6). NCBI's taxonomy places the organism in Eukaryota, Metazoa, Chordata, Actinopteri, Elopiformes, Megalopidae. Bases 1 to 2592 code for a protein of 863 amino acids. Gene Ontology annotation, biological process: chloride transport; transmembrane transport. Gene Ontology annotation, cellular component: intracellular membrane-bounded organelle; lysosomal membrane. The transcript has 23 exons. The record is from RefSeq and is a predicted model, not a curated record. Gene Ontology annotation, molecular function: voltage-gated chloride channel activity.
AUGGCGUGCUGUGGGAGCUGUCUGUGUUGCCAGUGCUGCUGUAGGGACGGGGAGACCAGGACGCCAGAGGAACUGACAAUUUUAGGAGAAACCCACGAAGAGGAAGAUGAAAUCCUGCCAAGAAAAGACUAUGAGAGCCUGGACUAUGACAGGUGCAUCAAUGAACCAUACGUGGAGGUUCUGGAGGGAAUGGACAAUAAGAAAGCCAAAAAGUAUGAAGCUGUGAAGUGGAUACUUGUUUUUGCCAUAGGAGUAUCCAUUGGUCUGGUUGGCCUGUUUGUGGAUUUUUUCGUCCGACUCUUCACUCAGCUGAAGUUCAGACUGGUUGAAAAAUCUGUGAAUGAGUGCACUGAGAAAGGAUGCCUAGCUCUGUCACUGCUCGAGCUGCUUGCCUUCAACAUGACCUUCAUCUUCAUCGCCAGUGUUUUAGUUCUCAUCGAGCCGGUGGCAGCAGGAUCGGGGAUCCCUGAGAUCAAGAGCUACCUGAACGGAGUGAAGAUCCCGGGAAUCGUGAGGCUACGCACCUUCCUGUGCAAAGCCAUCGGGGUCGUGUUCUCGGUGGCCGGAGGUCUGUUUGUGGGCAAAGAGGGACCAAUGAUCCACAGCGGAGCCAUUGUGGGAGCUGGGCUCCCUCAGUUUCAGAGCAUCACUUUCAAGAAAAUCCGUUUUGACUUCCCCUAUUUCCGCAGUGACAGAGACAAGAGGGACUUUGUGUCAGCGGGGGCUGCUGCGGGUGUGGCAGCGGCUUUCGGGGCGCCCAUUGGGGGCACUCUCUUCAGCCUGGAGGAGGGAUCGUCCUUCUGGAACCAGGCGCUCACGUGGAAAGUGCUGUUUUGCUCCAUGUCAGCCACCUUCACCCUCAACUUCUUCCGCUCCGGAAUAAACUACAACAAGUGGGGCUCCUUCCAGCUGCCAGGGCUGCUCAACUUCGGAGAGUUUAAGUGUCCGGAUGCGGACAAGAACUGCCACCUGUGGACAGCAGUGGACCUGGCGUUCUUCGUGGCGAUGGGAAUCGUGGGAGGGCUCCUGGGAGCCCUCUUCAAUUGCAUUAACAAGAGGCUGGCCAAGUACCGCAUGAGGAACGUGCACCCCAAAGCCAAAUUCAUCAGGGUGCUGGAGAGCCUACUGGUCACCAUGGUCACCACGGUGGUGAUAUUCCUGGCCUCGAUGACGCUGGGGGAGUGUCGGGACCUGUCCUCCCCCACCACCAACAACACCACGGCGCUGGUGUCGUUAACUGAGGAUGUCAACUCCACCAUCAAGCAGUUCUUCUGUCCCAAUAAGACGUACAACGACAUGGCGACUCUGUUCUUCAACCCUCAGGAGGUGGCCAUACAUCAGCUCUUCCACCAGGACGGUACCUUCAGUCCGGUCACGCUGAGCAUUUUCUUCGUGUUGUACUUCCUGCUUGCCUGCUGGACGUACGGCGUGUCUGUGCCCAGCGGUCUCUUUGUCCCCUCUCUGCUGUGUGGGGCUGCCUUCGGCCGCCUGGUGGCUAACGUCCUCAAAAUAAACAUUGGGAUGGACAUAUACUCCGGGACCUUUGCUCUGAUUGGUGCAGCUUCCUUCCUUGGGGGCGUGGUCCGCAUGACCAUCAGCCUGACUGUUAUUCUUAUCGAAUCGACCAAUGAAAUUACGUAUGGGCUGCCCAUUAUGAUAACCCUCAUGGUGGCGAAGUGGACAGGGGAUUUUUUCAACAAAGGCAUCUAUGACAUACACAUCCUGCUGAGGGGUGUACCACUGCUAGAGUGGGAGACGGAGGUGGAGAUGGACAAGCUGACAGCCAGCGACAUCAUGGAGCCCAACCUGACCUAUGUGUACCCCCACACCCGCAUCCAGUCGCUGGUCAGCAUCCUGAGAACCACCGUGUAUCACGCCUUCCCCGUGGUGACAGAGAACAGGGACAACGAGAAGGAGUUCAUGAAGGGAAACAUCCUGGUCAGCAACAACAUCCGCUUCAAGAAGGCCAGCGUUCUGACCCGGGCGGGAGAGCAGCGCCGGCGCUGCCAGUCCAUGAAGUCGUACCCGUCCAGCGAGCUGCGCAACGUGUGCGACGAGCAGGCGGGGGCGGAGCCUGCCGACGAGGGCCAGGACAUCCUGCAGCAGAUGCUGGAGAGGAGGCACAUGCCCUACCCCAACCUGUACCCAGACCAGUCCCCCAGCGAGGACUGGACCAUGGAGGAGCGCUUCCGACCUCUGACCUUCCACGGGCUGAUUCUGCGCUCGCAGCUGGUCAACCUGCUGAUCCGCGGGGUGUGCUACGCUGAGAACCAGUCGAGCGCCACUCAGCCCCGGCUCUCGUAUGCGGAGAUGACGGAGGACUACCCCCGCUUCCCUGACAUCCACGACCUGGACCUGGCCCUGCUCAAUCCACGCAUGAUUGUGGAUGUCACCCCCUACAUGAACCCGUGCCCCUACACAGUGUCCCCGAACACGCACGUGUCCCAGGUGUUCAACCUGUUCCGGACCAUGGGCCUGCGCCACCUGCCUGUCGUCAACGCUGUUGGGGAGAUUGUGGGAAUAAUCACCAGACACAAUUUAACCCACGAGUACCUGGUGGCCAAACUCAGACAGCACUACAUCACCAUCUGAGAACCGUCCAAGCCCCGUUCACCUGGCGUACAGACCCGCUCCUAGCCUGGACCAGAACCAGGGGGCCCAGCUAUGCUUUCCAGAACUUCCGUCAUUCCUGCUGCACCACAGACUACACCACUACACCGCGGUAUCUCGCACUAAACACUAGAAGGAUCAAAGAGGUUCCAGAAAUGGG